GGAUGUUGACGCACAGAGAUGCAAUAGUACAAUAGUACAAAUAUACUCCGCGGAGUACUCCGUAUAGACCGUUAUGUGAAUGUGCACAGGAGACACAGGCCAUGUCAAUCUGGAGUAAUUCCUCCGUAGUCCCUGCGCAAAGAGCACAGCUCCGUAUGUACUCCAAAAAAAGCAACAGAUGGUCCCUGACGUACUGCAGAUCGAGACAUUCCAACCAUCGGAGAGAAGAACAUUUGAGCAAUUCCGGGAGACGUGGCCUCUCCUUUUUUCCCUUAAGAGAUCUCAGUGGUUCUUGUUUCUACCUGGCAGUGUCUAUACGCUGUAGCCAGCAAUAAAGCAAGACUUUAACCCCUGAUGUCUCCAUAGUAGUCGUAACUUCCAGUGUACAUAGACAUAGUACGGAAUAAACUCUAGAGAG
This is a messenger RNA of Aspergillus glaucus CBS 516.65, 418 nucleotides long. RefSeq lists its product as uncharacterized. Bases 102 to 335 code for a protein of 77 amino acids. The record is from RefSeq and is a predicted model, not a curated record. NCBI's taxonomy places the organism in Eukaryota, Fungi, Ascomycota, Eurotiomycetes, Eurotiales, Aspergillaceae. The transcript has a single exon.